GGAUGUUUACGUAUGAAGUUGAAAUUUGUUGAUUGUGAAAAUGUAAUGAAUAUUCCGUUUGUUCACUAAAGUAAAACAAGAGAAGAACUUCUUCUUUCAUUGAUUUUACUCAAUCAUGUCAUGGUUGAGUGAUUUGGCAGGGAAGGCUGAGUCUCUCCUUGAAAAAGUUGACAAUACAGCAGCAACAGCUCUACAAAGAGAUGAAAAAGCUGAGCAAAAGGAUGURAACACAAGAGAAGAACCUGAACAAAGCCAUGAUGAGAUUGGCUAUGAACCUAGAAUAUCAAGAACUGCUAGUGAAGGCAGUUUACUGAGACCAGGUCCCACAGCACCUAUCAAGGCAAGACCCCCAUCAACUACUAGACCGCAUUCAAAGCAAUUAAGAAAAGAUAGCAAAGAUGAUGACCAGCAGCUAUUUGAGUUUCUGAACAGUAACGUUCCCACUUCAAAACCAAAGAGGUCUAACACUCCAAGCCCUAGUCUGACAAGAAARACACCUGAGCCAUURUCCAGUAUWGYGGCCGAUAGGAUYGAUGGCAAGAAAACACAAGAUGAAGAUAAAGGUCCACAUCUCAGUUUAGACYUAGCAUCMAACAAAGAACCAGUGGUACAGACAAUCAACCAUGAGUCGCCCAGUCAGCCAGCCCCAGCUGUCAAUCACCCAGAACAGGACCGGAAUUCAAAUCUUGAGCUUGAGAAUAAGUUAUURAGAAAAGAAGUGGCAUCUYUGAAUGAAGAAAUGGUKUAUCAGUUACAAAGRGCCAAAGAUGCAGAAAAAAGUAAGAAAACACUUAAAAAAUAUGUAUGUGAGAUGAAAGGACAGCACUACAGUACUUACCUGCUUAUAAGAACCUGCAAUUUAAGAACCUCACAAAUACAGGAAUUCCAAGUAGAAAGAGAAAGAUUGUUAAAAGAUCAUACAGAUUCUUCUGGGGUGCAUAACCAUGCUCUUGAAGUCAUGAAAACUAAACUAGAAGAGGCUGAGAGGAAAYUGAAAAUGGAAGAAGAGGCUCGCCAAAAAGCACAGCACGAAGCGAUGGAAAGACAAAGUAAGCUCGAAGAAGAACAACACGCCAUGGCGGAUUCGCUUAAAAACUUCCAGAAGAAAGCUAACGAAGAGAAAACAAGAGCAAACGAUCAAGUAUCAGCAUUAAAGAUUGCCAAAGCUAACGUCGAAGCGUCAAGACAAGAACUUAAAGAUUACAAAGAAAAGGCGGGUCGAAUCCUCCAGGCAAAAGACAAAGUCAUUGCAACUCUCCGUGAAGGUCGCCAUGGUGAUGACUMUAUUGGGGGAGGGGUGACUAGUGCGGAAUUAGACGAGGUAUGCCAGGAAAGGGACGCUUUACGAGAGGAAUUGAAUCAGGCAAGAUUUCGAGUGGAGCAAAUGAAGGGAGAGCUACAAGACCUUGAGCAUAAUCACCAGUCAGAUGCAGACAUUGCACAAGAGAAGCUUGAUAUUCUACAAGGACUUCUGGACGACGAGAAGAGAAAAAAAGAAGCCUGUGARCAGGAGAUCAGAACCCACAUGGAGGAUGUACGAUUUGCUCAGGAUGAAAUGCAAAGGACGAAAAACAGUUUUAUGAGUCAGAUACAGGAACGAGAGGGAGAAAUCCAAAGGCUCAGAAAUCAACUUGCAAACAAAACACUAACGUCUACUAGCGAAGCUGAAUUGGAGAAUAGAGUGCGAGCACUCACAGAGAAUCUCAUCCAGAAACAAACGAUGAUCGAAGCGUUAAGUACAGAAAAGAACUCGUUAGUUUUACAACUAGAACGACUCGAGCAACAAUAUCGAGACGUCCAGGCCUCCUCGGCAAGACAUAUCAAAUCWACUUCAGUAACAUUUGAUGGCAUUGAGGAUAACGAUGAAAAUACACUUUCCCGUGUCAAAUCYAUCACGUCGGUGAUGCCAUCACAAAUCAGUGACUCUCGUCAAGUUAAAAGAGCUGUCAAUCAAAUAGAUAAAUUCAGUAUCAGAAUUGGACUGUUCCUUAGACGUUACCCAAUCGCCAGGUUAUUUGUCAUUUUAUAUAUGUUCAUGCUUCAUUUAUGGGUUCUGAUUGUACUUCUAACCUACCAACCCGAGGUCCACGCGUCUGAUCCUGUUGGAAUGCCACAAAGACCCGCAUCUAACCCCACAACGUGACCUAAGGGCAACUAUACCGAAUAUGUACAGAAAAUCGACAAACAGAUAAACCGGGCAUAUUGAAUAAUCCGACCUAGAGAUAAGUACAUACAUUGAAUG
Molecule: messenger RNA, 2242 nt
Organism: Exaiptasia diaphana
Lineage: Eukaryota; Metazoa; Cnidaria; Anthozoa; Actiniaria; Aiptasiidae
Product: golgin subfamily A member 5
Exons: 14
Coding region: 116-2143 (675 amino acids)
Biological process (GO): Golgi organization; retrograde transport, vesicle recycling within Golgi
Cellular component (GO): Golgi cisterna; Golgi membrane
Source: RefSeq, a predicted model, not a curated record